UCGUGGACUGAGCAACUACCAUAUUCUCAGCCUUUCCACUGUGGUGCAGCCAUUGAUGGACUACUUGGACUCAAUUCUUGCUCCGACAGUCGCUAUGGAGGCCGGCAGGACUGCGGUGCUGCGCGUGAAACGGAAGCGGAAUACAGAGCCUGCGGAGGCACUGGUGCUGGCCUGUAAACGCCCCCGCAGCUCCAAGGUCGAGUGGCCGGUCCAGGAGACGCCAGAGGGGCUGGAGAAAGAGGCGGAGAACAAAAUCUUCCAGUUGGUUGCUACUGUGCACUCCCAGGAGGACCCAAUCCACCCGCUGGUGAGGGCUGCCCUGCGACCGUCCUGCAACAGCCAAGAACGUAUCCGCCGCCACCUCCGUGCCUCGGUUCGCGAGGUCCGGAAAGAGGGUCGCUACAGGAUAGUCUCCAGACACCGAUUCUCCGGGACCCUUGGCAGCUUGGAGUCUGAGGGGGAUCUGGGGAACCCAGAAGCUGUCGGGGACACAGGCUUCCAGCUGUUGGACCUGAUCCACGAGGAGGGAAACCCAGAGGCCGCUGCCACAGACUACUGCAAAACAUGUGAUCCAGAUAUGAUCCUCCACAGCUCUGUAGAGUUGAUCCGUGAAAGGCUGACUGUAUCUGAGAAUGGACUAGAAGUGGGGCACCAGCAGGAACCAAAGCAUGAUGACUGUGUGUAUGACAUAUACUACGUAGAGAUGGCCACUCCUGGGUGGAUUGAGAACAUCCUAUCUGUGCAGCCUUACAACCAGGAGUGGGAGCUGAUGAAUGAUGAUCAGCAACCAGAAGAUACUUACGAGGAUGAAGAUGAUGAGAACAGUGAAAAUAAUUGGUGCAAUGAGUACCCAGAUGAAGAUAGCAGUGAUGGAGAUGAAGAUUCCAGAGGCUCUGAUGACAGCCUCAGUGAGGAGGAAAGAGGCAGCAGGCAACUGGUGUGGAACAAGUACCCUUUGUAUGUACAGAAGGAAUUUGGCUAUGACAGCCCCCAUGAUCCGGAUUCAGACUGAUGGUCUGAUGAUAUU
This is a messenger RNA of Nannospalax galili (Upper Galilee mountains blind mole rat), 1027 nucleotides long. Its product is annotated as probable RNA polymerase II nuclear localization protein SLC7A6OS. The record is from RefSeq and is a predicted model, not a curated record. Gene Ontology annotation, biological process: developmental process. Lineage: Eukaryota; Metazoa; Chordata; Mammalia; Rodentia; Spalacidae. Bases 56 to 1012 code for a protein of 318 amino acids. The transcript has 2 exons.